AUGCCUCGCGCUCCAGGUUCGGGUAAGCGACAGCAAGGCGCCGCCAGUCAUCGCGAUAAUCGCCAUGAGAAUGGGCUUGUAGGCCCUGCCAAGCGUUUAUCCGACAAGAAGGGCUCAGGGCAGCUUGACAACUCUGUCCGUCGACCUGACCAAGGCGCUGCCGGCGCCCCUGGACAGUCGACGCCUGUUAACGGUCACGCCAACAGCCCUUACAAGCAGUGUGUAUAUGAUGCCUCAAACGAAACCCGCAACGACGACCGCCGCUCCUCUCUUGACGCCGUUUCCGAAAUGUCGUCCGAUUCGUCCAAUGCCAACGGCCUCAGUGGUGUCGACGCUAGCCAUCGCCAGAUCGAUGUCAAUGCCAUGAAGAAUGCCGAUGUCCAUCGUGACUCGGGUGUAUUCGACCUCGCAACCACUGUUCUCAAGUCUCUCCCCAUGCAGGACACGCUCGCCAUCCUCAUCAUCCUUAUGCAUGUUCCAUCGCUCUCACUUACCGUUAUUUACACCAUCUUCACGUUCCUUACCUUUGUUCCUCCCGUUGCCACAAGCUCGGGUAUGAGCAUCAACCUCGCCGAAAUUUUUGACGGUAAUUCGACCAUGCCUUCCCUUGUGACUGUCCUGUGUGUGGAUUUCUUCUUCCUCUUGAUAUGGCUCUUUCUGUGGGGUCCGAUUCAGGAUGCUAUUCUGGAUUUUGCCAAACCGGUCAUUGCUAUUACUCUUGGAGGAGGAACGAGCACAAGAGACGGAACUUCGAGAGGCCUCACCACAUGCUUCCUUUGGGUGUUAGGCCACCACUUGCUCAAAGGAACUAAAACUCACUGGGGUCGUGUGGCUCGGCAUAUACCAGAACACUGGCGAAUGCCUCAUGUUUUCAGCAAUCAACUCGAAUCAGCUUCCAGCGCAUACGACAAAAUGUCUGCAUAUGGUUGGGUUAGGAGUGUCCUCGCCAUUCACAUUUUGACUCAGGGGAUUGUAAGAUAUAUCAGGGAGUGGUAUCUGAGACGUGAAAAGGCCAAUGCUUCAGUCGGCGCCAGCGAUCCCGAGGCCGGAAAGCCACCAAGCGUGGCUGGCGAUACGGCCAAUGAAGGAGGGUUCGCGACGCCUGACACUGAAGCAGGCUUGUCAACAGCAUCCACAGUACCUACAAGCAAAAAGAGAAGAAAGCAAAGCACUCAAGUUCGUCUACAGCAACCACUAUGGGCGGCAUUGGCAAGCACCAAGAUUGUCGUGGUGAAGGAGUAUGAGCUAUCCCAUGCAGCUUCAGAGUCUGCUGGGACUAAUGCCACCGACAUCCACAAUCUGGGUAAUGCUCCGUUCAAUAAUCAACCCAACCAAAUUUGGAUUUCCUACAUUGGUAGCGAUGAAGUAUGUUUUAACACCAGCUAUUUCCCCGAAAUCGACGACGAUGAGCCGCGCUCGGUUGAAUCCUCAGGAGAAGAUUCGAGACCCUCAAAUAUCGAUACCACAAAGCCUUUCUACGUCAGAGUCAACAACGCAGUCUGGCAACCUACACGCAUGUUUCCUAUCGAGGAGCCUUCCGAUGAGUCUCAUGAAGGUGUGCGAUGGACUGGCGAUAUCUAUGGACUCAGACCUGCAUCCAAAUAUGUCUGUGAAUUCGUCGAUAGCCAGACUGACGCGGUCUUGUUUUCAACCAGCAUAAGAACUAUCCAGGCCACUCAACGCGAGGCGGACGGUGUUCCGCCUCCUGUCACUAAUGGACAGCGCUCUCUUCACCCGGAUUCUCCUGCCGCAACUCUCAGGACGUCGAUUGCUGCCGUCGAAGCCAAGCUCAGUGAGGAGAAGUCUCGCCUCAAGACUCUGAGGAAGGAGUACAAGAACCGCGCCAAUGCUCUGCGAAAGGACAAUGAGUUGACAGACAAUCAACUCGCUUCUGCUGGAAACCACGAUGAAAAGUACAGACAGAAAAUCCGUCAGCAAGAGACCCAGAAAGCCCAGGCCGAGCGCGAGACCCAGCAACUUACUGAGCAACUCAAGAACUUUGAUACUGCACCCGAACUGGGCGAACGCAAGAAGAAGGUCGAGAAGCAGUAUAGCAGCGAGAAAAAGGUUUUCGAGACGGCACAGAAGGCGUACAAGGAUCACAAAGCGGGACUGGAGAAGGAAAUCAAGGCCAAGGAAGUCGAGAAGUCGAACCUCAACACUCGCCGUAACAAGGUGGCCACACGUAUUGCCAAGGUUGAGAAUGAGCUUGCCAAUAUCACCGAUGCUAACAACCGUGGCCUGGACGAGGCAGAGCGACGAAACCAAGAGCGUUCAGUUUGGCAGGGUCAUGUCGCUGGUAUUGAAGGCAACUACAACGAGCGACUUGCCCAUGUUCGUGCUAACAAUGCCAACAAGAGUGAGGAGAUUCACCACUUGCAAAUGCAAUUGCAGGGCUUCCACGAGUACUUGAACUCUUCUUCCAAUGGCAUGUCCUACGACAUGAUGCCACCUCUUGACGCUGGUCAUCCUCUUGGUCCGGCUUUCCAGCCUGCGGCUUCAAGCACUUGGAACCCUGAUCCCACAGCUCCUCCUCAUUACCCAACUGGUCUCUGGUCCACCUCUGAGAACAUCCUUCCUUCGGCGUCGGCUCCAACGCUUCCAUCCAUGUCCCCUUGGCAGCCUCCCCCAACCGCACCUCCGUUCGAACCUCGCAUGACUCGCUCCCGAGGACGUAGCUCUAGCAUGCUUAGCAAUGUUAGCGGCUUCACACAAUCCAGCGGUGAGGACUACGCAUCGCCUGCCAUGGAUCCUCAUCGGGUCAGGCACAUCUGGGCAAGUCGCGCCAGGGCAAGCGGUGGCGGUAGCAGCAGCGGCAGCAACGGUGAUCCGACAAGCCCCAGGUGA
This is a messenger RNA of Fusarium sp. VM40, 2847 nucleotides long. NCBI's taxonomy places the organism in Eukaryota, Fungi, Ascomycota, Sordariomycetes, Hypocreales, Nectriaceae. The record is from the annotation of a GenBank genome assembly.